Candidozyma haemuli is the source of this 1944-nucleotide messenger RNA. RefSeq lists its product as uncharacterized. The transcript is spliced from 2 exons. Bases 1 to 1944 code for a protein of 647 amino acids. NCBI's taxonomy places the organism in Eukaryota, Fungi, Ascomycota, Pichiomycetes, Serinales, Metschnikowiaceae. The record is from RefSeq and is a predicted model, not a curated record.
AUGGAGCUCGUGUUUCUUCGCCAUGCUACACGUGCAGACCACGCCACGCUAAAUAACCCGCCGCUCUACCACGACUACAAACCGUACGACCCUUCAGUGUCUGUUUCGGCAGUAGGAGAAGCGUCCCGAGUGGCUCGUGAUAUCGUGCAAACAUGCCAGUUUUCCAAGCCCAAGAGGAACGUGUAUGUGCAUUUUCUGCCGUACUUGCGGUGCUGCCAGACUGCCGACUUGGUGGUGCUGGCGCUUCAGAAGGAGGUGCCUGAGACGAGACUCAAGUUUCAUAUGUUGUGUGACUUUGCCUUGCUGGAAUGGCUACAUGAGAGGAUGAAGAAUGUGCCGCCGUUUGUGGAUCUGGGCGAGGCGUACGACAUGUAUACGCCGAACGUGAAGAUUUUGGAGAAUAGGCGGUGUGUGCUGAACUUUAGGCCUACGACGACAUUGGGGCCGUGGAAUGAGCCUGGGUUGAGCUAUAAGGAUUAUGCUGACCGGUGCAAAACGUACUUUAAGAAGCUUGUGGCGACGUACGAUAAGCCGAUCCAUGUGAACAACGAGGAUUUGGUCAUUGUGGUGGGCCACGGGUACCUGAUCAACCAUUUUAUGUCAUAUUUCAUUAACCAUCCGAUCUUUGAGGAGAUUCCAGAGAGUACGAUCAACUACGCCCGCCGGGAAAACGACGUCUGGACGCUUAAACGGGACUGCUUGCAGCUUUUGCAUUGCGAGGAUAUCGACUCCACGCUUAACCUUGAAAACGAUAUUGUGGUGUAUAAAUCGAAUUUCGUCAAGAAGAACGAGCUCGACGAGAAUAAGCAGUACCCGGCGAUCGGGUUUGGCGGGCUCAAAAUCCCUAAUCCAGAUACUCUGGCGCCCCGGCCAUCGUUCAGGGUGGAAAACUCCAAGACUAAUGCUCCUACACGGCCCAACUUGGCGAAAAACCUUCUUUGCCCUACGGCACGUAACUGGAACGCUCUGGAUCUGAAUAAAUUCCACGUGAAAUCAGAAUUCAAACUAAAGGUCAUGAACGACGAGGCAUUCAAGAAAGCAUUCGACCUCUCCAACCCACCUACGCAUCCCAUUUCGCCUGAGGUUUCUCCAAACUCAGAACCCACGCGAACAAACUCUGUCAUUGACCUUGUCAAACUCAACUCCAACGACGAAAUCCAGCGUCCGUUCAAGCUUCGCUACUCGCUGGCGAAUGGGCCUUCGGUGCUUUCUGGAGGUUCGCUUUCGCCCAGAGACUACCUGGAUAUGGAUGGCGAUGCUGCUCAGCAUUCUAACAAUAUGGGUGAAGUCAUCAGCAGGCUUUCACGUAUCAGGUCGUUGCAGCGUAAGAGAGCACAGACGCCCAGUUUUGGCAAAAUCAAAGAAAACCUGUCGGACGAUCUGUCGGACUCCGAAUCGAAUACCAACAAGUUUUCGCUUUCGUUCAACAACAAGGAAAGAAGAGAACCUGCGCUCAAGCGUGGCAUUUCAGGCUCCCCAGUGGUGCCCAACCGAGCCCGUGGCAACUCCGUCAAGCUCAUUCCUUCAGUUAUUAACCAGAAACUCGAUUCGGGCCGUACAGAUACCGAAAACGACCACAGCAGCGCCGACGGCAGCAUCAACGGAAGUAUCAACAGCAGUGCGAAUGGCAGCGCCAACGGAAGCGCCAACGGCAGUAUCUCAGGCCUCAGAAGCCUGAAGGGCCUCAAUGGCAGCUCAAGAGCUCUAGGAACAGGUUUCACAGAAUCAAGACCCGCCACGACGGCCAUCCCCACGGCCAAACCUGCUAAGCCCAGCCGUUUACAGCGUCCUACGCACCUCAAGAAGACGCCUUCCAUGUUCUACAACCUCGACCUGGACUCAGCAGACGGCUCGUCCGAGGGAGAGGACGACGACGACUCUGCUCUGCCACCUAAAGAGAACCAUUACACGUGGUUUGGCCAAAACGCCAAGGGGUACGUCUAA